UUGUCGAGGCCAGGGGCCAGAGGGACGUGAAACGGUCCGGGUCGGUUGGAUUCAAGUCCUGACCCGUAUCAUUACCUCGAUAUGGAGCCUGCUCCCUUCAGCGUUCACUCGCUCGUUCGUCGGCCCUCUCUCUCUACUUGCCGGCAGAGAUUAUUCUCUCCCAAAAAUGGCUGGGAAACUGUGUAAUAUGGCUACACGGAUCAUGGGUGGCAGUAGUCUGGUUGGGCGGUCGUUGUCCUCAUCUUCUCUGCAUUUUCGUUCUGGCAUGGGUCUGCCCGUUGGGAAACACAUAGUUCCUGAUAAGCCUCUUCCGGUGAAUGAUGAGCUAAUUUGGGACAACGGAACCCCAUUCCCAGAACCUUGCAUAGAUCGUAUUGCCCCCACAGUUGGAAAGUACGAGGCUUUGGCUUGGAUGUGUGGAGGUUUAGGCUUUUUUGCAGGCCUUGCACUGUUAGCUGUCUGGAAUGACAAGGCUUCAAAAAUACCCUUUACACCAAAAGUCUAUCCAUUCGACAAUCUACGGGUGGAGCUUGGAGGCGAACCAUGAGCUUUUAGUUUUGAAUCCACAAUUUCGCAGAUGAUAUCUUAGUUCAUUUGAAUUUCUUCUGAACUGAUGCAGGUGAAAGAAUAUAGCAAUCCGAUCAGCUUUAUUAUGUGUUUUUUUUUUUUUUCUCUUUGGUUGAUUCAGGUUCGACUGGACAAGGGUUGUUUCCAAAAGUUCUUUGCUUGUUAAAAGAUACGAAGAUCCUGAUUGUGAAUAAUGAAAACGGAGUUUAAUAAAGGGAUGCUGGUCUCUGAUGUUGCUCUA
This is a messenger RNA of Nymphaea colorata (pocket water lily), 808 nucleotides long. RefSeq names its product NADH dehydrogenase [ubiquinone] 1 beta subcomplex subunit 8, mitochondrial. The record is from RefSeq and is a predicted model, not a curated record. The transcript is spliced from 5 exons. The coding region runs from base 167 to 547 and encodes 126 amino acids. NCBI's taxonomy places the organism in Eukaryota, Viridiplantae, Streptophyta, Magnoliopsida, Nymphaeales, Nymphaeaceae.